AUGUCGACUAUUACGCGUACUCUGCGCAACCUCCGCCGGGUCGGCGUGAAGGAUUAUUUCCAUCAGAUGCUGUACAUCGGUGAUACCAAGGCCGGUACUCUGAUCGGAACCGACCGUUUCGGCAACAAGUACUACGAGAACAUGACCGAGGAGCUGCCCCUCCGAACACGAUGGGUUGACUACAAGGAGCAUGAAUACAUGCCCUGCCAGAUUGAGCCUGGCUGGCACGCCUGGAUCUCUUACAUGGUGGACGCUCCCCCAACCGCCGACAAGAUCCUCCAGUCGGGCCACCGCACCUGGGAGAUCCCCGAGCACCGUCCCAACCUCACUCUCAGCCGCGCUGCUUUCAAGACCUACUCUACCACCCGCCCCAAGUACUCCGCUUGGACUCCUGUCGCUGCCCCGCGGUAA
Messenger RNA from Penicillium argentinense, 411 nucleotides. Its product is annotated as complex I NDUFA12 subunit family protein. Bases 1 to 411 code for a protein of 136 amino acids. The transcript has 7 exons. The record is from RefSeq and is a predicted model, not a curated record. Gene Ontology annotation, cellular component: membrane. Gene Ontology annotation, biological process: response to oxidative stress; mitochondrial respiratory chain complex I assembly. Lineage: Eukaryota; Fungi; Ascomycota; Eurotiomycetes; Eurotiales; Aspergillaceae.